This is a messenger RNA of Gigantopelta aegis, 2056 nucleotides long. Its product is annotated as intracellular protein transport protein USO1-like. The transcript is spliced from 29 exons. The coding region runs from base 16 to 1839 and encodes 607 amino acids. The record is from RefSeq and is a predicted model, not a curated record. Lineage: Eukaryota; Metazoa; Mollusca; Gastropoda; Neomphalida; Peltospiridae.
UUAGAGAAGUUGCGUAUGGAAUCUAAGAAAACUAUUGCUUCAUUGAAAGAAAAGUUGGAAAAUAUGGGAGGGGGAAGUAAGAAACAUAUUUCUUCACUGGAAGCUGACUUAGACACAAAGAACAAGGAAUGUUUGACCUACAAAGAAAAGGCUACUGUACUGCAAGAGGAGUUGGAAAACACAAGUACAGAACUUUCGAAAUGUAAUGCAAAACUAGCCACUUUUAAAGAUCUCAUGGGCAAGGGGCCUGUCGAGACACAGAAAUAUAUAGCCAAAAUUACCACACUAGAAGAGGAAUUACAGAUGAUGCGUGGUGUUACUGAAAAAUACAUAACAAAAAGUUCUGCAUUGGAAGAUGAUUUAACAAAGGCAUCCACAGAUACUAACAAACAUAUUGAAAAGGCUGCCGCCUUGCAAGAAAAGUUAGAGAUGCAACGUAUGGAAACUAAGCAUUAUAAAACCAUAAAUUCAACAGUGCAAGAAGACUUAAACAAAGUGAGUGCAGAGGUUAAGAAAUAUAAAGACCAACUUAGAGGAAAGGAUGAGGAAUUAGAAAAAGCACAUAGAGAAUGUAAGGUGUAUCAUGAAAAGAAUAACCUUCUGAAAGAAGAGUUAGAGACGACACAUGGAAAUUUUCAGAAAUAUUUUGAAAAGACGGCUGCAUUAGAAGAAGAGUUAAAGGCGUCCAAGAAGUUUGAAUUGGAGUGUAAAAUAUAUAUUGACAAAAAUAACUUUCUUGAAGAGGAGGUAAAGAAGAUGACUAUGCAUGUUAAGAACUAUGUUGAAAAGAAUAAUGUGUUGGAAGAACAGUUACAGAAGGCACACAGGGAGGCUUAUACAUAUACUGAAAAAAUUCAGUCAUUGCAAGAAGAAUUAAGGUCAUUAAAGAAAUUGUCCUUGGAGUCUUACAAACAUAUGGAAAAGUCUAGAUCAUUGGAAGAAGAGGUAAACAAGCUGCAAACAGAAUGUAAGAUGUAUAUUCAAAGAAAUUCAUCAUUGGAAGAGGAGGUAAAAAAGGUCACUAUGGAUUCUACAAAAUAUGUUUCAAAGGUUGUAUCUCUUGAAGAUCAGUUAGAGAAGUUGCAAAUGGAGCUUGAGACACUUAAGGGAAGAAAUUCCCAUUUGAAAGAGGAGUUAGAGAUGGUACACACAGAGAAUAAGAAAUAUGCCCAAAAAAAUACAUCAGUAGAAGAAGAGUUACAGAAGUUGAAAAUGGAUGCUAAGUUACAUAGGGAAAAGAAUUCCUUAUUGGAAGGCAAAUUAGAGGACAGCCAAAAACAGUUUAAGAAACAAAUUGCAGCAUUGGAAGAAAAGUUAGAGAAGUCACAAAAGGAAUGUAAGAAAUGUAUUGAAAAGCGUGCUUAUUUUGAAGAACAAUUAAAAAAGUCAAGUGAGAACAAUAAGAAAGAAAUUGCCGUGUUGGAAGAAAAGUUAGAAAAGGCACAAUGGGAUUGUGAGAAAUAUUUGAUAAGAAUAUCCGCACUUGAUGACCAGUUACAGAAGGCACCUAUGGAUAACCAGAAAUACAUUAUAAAAAUAGCCUCAUUGGAAGAAGAGCUAAAGAUGGUACGUCUUCUUUCUGAGAAACAUAUUAUAAAGAGUUCUAUAUUAGAAGAAGAAAUAGAGAAAGAGCGCACGGGUGUUAAGCAACAUCUUCAAGCAAGUGCCUCAUUGGAAGGAGAUGUAGAGCAGUUGCAAACCGAUUGUGAUAUGUAUGUUAAAAGACUUGCCAUGCAAGAAGAAGAGAUAGAGAAUAUGCAAUUGGAAUCAAAGAUGUAUAGGGAAAAGAUUAGGUCACUGGAAGGUAAGGAUAGAUAUAUAUUUAUGGUACUAUAUUAAAAGUUUUUCUUGAUUUUUAACCUUUUGAUCUGAAACACCUGAGAAAUACGGUGAUAAAGCCUUUGUAAAAUUCUGUGAAAUAUAAAUUAUAUAUAUAAUCUUUUUUGUUGUUGUUGGUUAAAAACCUGUUAAAAUCAGUAGUGAUCAAUAUAACAUAUUCAUUCCUUCAUUCCUUCCUUUCUUUCUUCAUUCAUCCAUUCAUUCAUUCAUCCAUUCA